GUGAGUCAUGGCAGCAGAGCCCCUGACUCAAUGCUGUUUUGGUUAAUCAGUAACCAGAGUGGGAGCACGGCGGUCGGCCGGCCGGGUUAAAGUAAAGGAGCGGAGGAGUCAGGACCUCAUUCAGCAGCAGCAGCAGAAGCAGAAGCAGACACUCCCGAUUGAAUCAUUGUAAGAAAACUACCAACCAAAGGUAAAAUGCAGAGACUGCGGUCGCCUCUUCUUGUCCUCCUACUAAGCUGCUGCCUCUCAGGAAGCAAAGCCAACCGAGUCUAUGUUCACCCGUUCCACCUUUUUGCUGCCGAGAACGUCAGCUGUGAGACCCUGCAGACCCAGACGGUUAAACCUCUGCAGACGCUUCAUGUGGCCUCUCUUGAUGUUGAAGUCUUGACACCUGACAGCAGGGAUUCAUCAAAAGUAGACGCCCAUAGACAGAACAUCACAGAGAGGACAGCGGUCCUGGCAGAGCUGUUGAACUCUCUGGGCCUCAGGAUGUACCAAGCUCUCAGCAGCAAGCAGCAAAGCACCAACACCCUGCUGUCUCCAGUCAACACCUAUGGAUCCCUCGUCACCUUCUACCUGGGAGCCUCCAAGAAGACAGCAAGCUCAUUCCAGCUUCUACUCGGCCUGAGCAGUGAAACCGACCGAGAGGAUUGUGUGUCCUUAGUGGACGGACACAUGGUUCUCAAGACCCUGCAGGGCAUCAACUCUCUGGUGGACGAUGGACCCAAGGAUGAAAUUACUACCCAGGUCUGGGCCUUCACUCGUCAGGACGCUCGACUGUCCGAGGACUUUAUUCAGGGCACCCAGGACUUCUCAGACACGUCGUUCAUCCGAGGAGUGGACUUCUCCAAACCUCAGGAGGCAGAGCAGCUGGUGAACAGCUUUGUGGAGAAGACAUCAGAUGGGAAGGUGAAGAACAUCUUCAAAGAUGUGAACGCCAGCAGCAACCUUUUGUUCAUCACCUCCUUCAACUUCCAAGGCAACUGGAGGACAGCCUUCCAACCAGAAAAGACUUCCCUGCAGGAGUUUCACGUGGAUGAAACAACCACAGUCAUGGCUCCAGUGAUGACCCACACGGGUCGGUACCACUACUUCAAUGAUAAGGUGAGGCGGUGCACUGUUGUGAAGCUUUCUCUAAGCAAACGGUCCUACAUGCUGCUGGUCCUGCCUCACGAAGGCACCAACCUGCAUGACAUUGAGUCGAAGCUGCUCACUGACGUCAUUUCUGGUUGGUACCAGAACCUCCAAGAAGGUCUGUUGGAACUUUCACUGCCCAAGUUCUCCAUGUCUUCUGCGACUGAUCUGCGCGACCUGCUGACCAACAUGGAUCCAGAAAUCGAGGCCAAAUUGUUGGGUUCCCAGGCUGAGUUCAGCCAACUCAGCAACACCAAACCUUUCUCCAUAGAUAAGGCCAUCAACAAGGUGCUGUUUGAGAUGUCCGAAGAAGGAACAGAACCUCAGGACAAGAAACAGGAGGACGGCAUCCCUCUGAAACUGUCCAUCAACAGGCCUUUCUUCUUCUCUGUAAUAGAAGGAGAUUCUAACUCCAUCCUCAUGCUGGGCAAGAUCACCAACCCCACACUCGAGUGAUGCAUGGUACUUCAAAUAAACCCUCUCCCAAAAAAACAACCCUCUGACAUGAAAAAUAUGCAACAUACUAGGCCCUUUUUCUUUUCUUUCUUUUUUUUUUUACAACGUACGUGAUCGCCUCCAGCUUACCUUUCUGCGGGGGAUGAAAUCAGUCAAGUAACAGACAUCUCAUUUAGAUUAUAGCCUUGUUUUUCAUCUGAAAUAAUGACCACAAACAGCACAUGAGAAAUGAACCUUGCCGGAGAAAAUGUUCAACAGCAUUAUAGUUACCUUUUCAAAACCAAGCUGAUCUCCACAAGCUCAGGAGUCAUCGAGGAUACCUCUCAGUAUUUAUGAACGUGUAUUAUUUUUAAGCUGGGUUAUUUUCAAGCUGCCUGUUUAAAUUCGAAUGUUUUUUUUCCUGAAAUUUAUAUUAGCAGAGUUCUAUACAGUAUUUUUCACUAGAGUAGGUACAGUAACCAUGAUUGUCUGGGAUAAAUGACUAACACACUGUAUAUUAUAACUAAGAGUCUAUUUUUGUUUCGUUAUGAUUUGUGAUUGCUGAAAAUAAAACAUUUGUUUCCAAAUAUA
This is a messenger RNA of Amphiprion ocellaris (clown anemonefish), 2160 nucleotides long. RefSeq names its product angiotensinogen (gene agt). The record is from RefSeq and is a predicted model, not a curated record. NCBI's taxonomy places the organism in Eukaryota, Metazoa, Chordata, Actinopteri, Pomacentridae. Gene Ontology annotation, molecular function: serine-type endopeptidase inhibitor activity. The transcript is spliced from 7 exons. Gene Ontology annotation, biological process: regulation of systemic arterial blood pressure by renin-angiotensin. Bases 196 to 1590 code for a protein of 464 amino acids.